This is a messenger RNA of Penicillium diatomitis, 1845 nucleotides long. RefSeq names its product MYND-type zinc finger protein MUB1 (gene samB). The coding region runs from base 1 to 1845 and encodes 614 amino acids. Gene Ontology annotation, cellular component: MUB1-RAD6-UBR2 ubiquitin ligase complex. The record is from RefSeq and is a predicted model, not a curated record. The transcript has a single exon. Gene Ontology annotation, biological process: establishment or maintenance of cell polarity; ubiquitin-dependent protein catabolic process. Lineage: Eukaryota; Fungi; Ascomycota; Eurotiomycetes; Eurotiales; Aspergillaceae.
AUGCGUGAAGUCAAUUUCAGUAUUCCUAAUGUGAACAAGGCCUCGGUCAACAUCACCACGACGCUCUAUGACCGGCGGGCCCUUGAUUGCACAUCCACCCUUCCACUCAUCAACUCGCUGAAUCAUCUCGCCUACUUGACAACUUCAUCAGCCCGGAUCCGAGACAUUCUCACCGUCGAUGGCGGUAUUGAACGACUCGUUUGUAUUCUGAAGGAAGGCCGGAGCAAGGAUCUGAUGGAGAUGUGGAAGUGGAGUCUGGCCUUCCAGUGCGUGGUCAACAUUGGUGUACGGGGAUCAGAAAGCGUACGGACAAGGGUCGUGGAAGCUGAUAUGGUCCCGGUGAUCGCCACAAUCCUGGACAACUAUAUCAAAGUGGUGGACAAGGUUCGGUCGCGCGCCGAGCCCGACUCCCACAAGCACAACUCGAGUCGACAGGCCGCCAAGUCGAGUCCUUCCAGUCGAGAUACCUCUGAGCGCAUUUCAUCUCUAGAUUCGAACAAUCACACCGACGCCCGACCUCAUUCGCGUCGCCAGGCUCCGCCUCCGAAUAUCGAAAUCCCCCAGCCAUUCUACCAAGACACUCACCCGACCGACUCCGAUGCGAUGGAUAUCACAUCCCCCCCUCGUGCGCCGAUGACUUCUCCCCCCGAAAGAAGCACUUUCCGCCAGGAAAUCCACAAUCAUCGCGUUCACGACGUGCGUUUAUCUCGCGCCAGCCACCGCCUCCGGGCCAUGCAACCUCUUGCCACAGCUGUGCCCUCGAUUGACACAAGCGAAACUUUUGGCCUGCGACCUGUUCGGGAUGCCGAUCGUUUGCUGAGCAUGCCGCCUGGACUGCAAACUGGCCUUAUUUCACAACCUGACUCCCCGACCACCCCCAGUGGAAACAUCCACUCCCAAUCUCGAACGCUUGCUCAGCCCGGGCCUGCACACCAGCGCCCAAGCAUUCAACAGCAGCCAUCGGCGUCAGGCGAGUCAGAUGAUGCAAUUGGCGAAGAUUCCGCAAUGGGUGAUGAUGUUGUCUUGGGCCAAAAUUCGGAUCCUAGGGUGGCAUUACCCAAUACAAUGGAGAUCGACAGCGUCGAUGAACAGCAGACCACUAUGAUUGACGAUGUUUCCCCUGCACAUGGCCUGACGGUCACCGAUCCAUCUGAAGAGGGCCAGGAUGCCGAGACUUUCAAUAUUGCCCACCGCUCUGCUGUCGACGGCAGCAUUAUCAACAAUGCAGCGGCACCACCAAAUGGCGGACUCGGUCUUUCUCCUACUCAGGCCACGGAAAACCAGAACUCCCCCACACUCGCUCCUAGCCCAUAUGCUAUGUAUCUCCGGGAUCGAAAUGCGCCUGCCACCCAGAGCGUUCUUACGACAAUGCCUCGGGAUGAGGAUGUUCUCAUGUCGCUGCAGCUCCUGGCAUACGUAUCUAAGUACUGCAAUCUGCGGACGUACUUCCAACGCUCUCACCUUGUCCCGAAACUCAAGAUCGAUCGAGAACUUCACCUCUUGGAUGAAAAUGCCGACCCGGCUUCUCCCGUUGAAUGUGAAGAGGAGGAUGAGUACCUUCUUCCCGAUGAUGUCAACAUCUUCCCCUUGGUUGAAAAAUUCACAGUUCGCCAUCAUUCCAAAGACAUGCAGUACUGGGCCUGCGUGGUGAUGAGAAAUCUUUGCCGCAAGGACGAAUCGAGAGGCGGCAUCCGUCAAUGCGCCAACUACAAAUGUGGCAAGUGGGAAGAAUUCCAACGUCAAUUCGCCAAGUGCCGUCGCUGCCGUCGCACGAAGUACUGCAGCAAAGACUGCCAAAAGGCAGCUUGGGUCUACCAUCGCCACUGGUGUCACACUACUCCCUGA